Molecule: messenger RNA, 1032 nt
Organism: Cladocopium goreaui
Lineage: Eukaryota; Dinophyceae; Suessiales; Symbiodiniaceae
Source: the annotation of a GenBank genome assembly
AUGCCAAGGUUGCCCAUCCUGCACUCACGUUGCUUUCGGCUGGAAGAGAAAUUGCCACUUCCAUUUUUUUCUUUCCUUACCCGCGGGAUUGUAGCAGCAAUGGAAAGAAGGCGUCGUUCCAUCACACUGUGCGGUCUCUUGUCCUUUCCUCUCUUCUGGCCUCAGUGCUUUCUGAUCGAUAGCUUGGCCACCAGCCAGUGCAAAGUACUGCAGGAGAGGGAAAGUGGCUCCACAGUGUGCUUAGUUGGCUGCAUGCACUUCAAUCCUUUCUCCACUUUCUCAGCUCGACGAGUUGCGCAGACCUUGGCAGAGAAUCAGACUUUGAAGGCGGUUGUUCUGGAGAUGUUCGAUCACCGUUGGCACAGAAUGCUCGAGCUGCACUCCGAUGGUGAAAUGCGGCUGAUUUUCGACAACGAGAUGCAAGCUGUGGCUGAGAUUGCCAAUGCCUCCGGUGUCCCGAUUGCAUUUGCCGAUUUGUCAGAUGAAGAGCUAGACAUGGUAUUCGACCGAGUCAUCAAUGAGACCUUGGCAGAUGUGCAAGAACCAUUCAGUGGUUGGAUGCGAAUUUGGAAAGAUCUGACCGAAAGUAUCUCAAUGUUCCUGGGAGAUGGUAACGGAUCCAGCUCCGAAUCGACUGUUCUAUAUCACUUUCUUUCCUCACUGUGUGUGCUGCUGACGACCCCCAUUGCUCUGCUGCGAAAUGUUCUGGUGCUCAUCAUGGAAGCGCCGUUUUCGAACACCGCCUGGCUGCUGCUGAUCUUCAUUGCCAUCCCUGCCUUUCUCCUAACCCAGACGGACGUUGGUACUGCUGGUGCCACGUCCAGUUCUGGUGCGGAUGGACUCCUAAACUUGGCCAGUCUUCUACUGACGCUCCCGAUGUUGGCCCUCUGGCGAAUCUUGCUGCGUGCCAUCAUCAGAGAACGCGACUCUCACAUUGCGGAAAAGAUCCGGCAAUCCUGUGAUGCUCACGAGACAGUUUUGGUGGUGUUGGGAAGUUUGCACGUGCCUGGUGUAAGCCGCAACUUGCGAUAG